GCAUUGCGGACCUGCAUAAGAUACGUACGCCUUCCAUGGGACGUCGGCACUUUUGACAGAUCAUCGACAUCUCGGAAUCCUCCUCCCUUACGCUCAAUACGCCCCGCCAAGACGAGAAAUGCAGCAGACAAGCACCUCAUCCUAAGCGAUCACUCCUACAGCCAAGGAAUCUCUCCGCAAUUUGAAGGGACCAUCCCAGUUAAGAUGGCCCAGUGAACUCAGCGACGAAAUCAUGCCCGAAUUCAUACACGACGAUGGCGGAUCGAAAGGACCAGGAGGCAAAAUCGAAUCGCGUCACCGUUCCUCAUCUUUCAACCCCGCCGCAACCAAAACUGUCAAAUUUCCCAUGAUGACCAGCACAAUGGAGGAGCAGGAGAGUGCGAUCAUCGACUACGAUCAGGAGUCUGGCCUAGACGACUCCCGAAGCGCCAGUCCCGCCCCACUACUCAAUGGCGGUCCGUCUGGCAUGCACUCGAGCCGACUGUUGCAGAGACCAGGGAUGCAACGGCAGGACUCGACGCUGCGCAGUUGGGUGUCGUGGGCCGGCGGAGCGCGAAGGCCGAAGCAGAAGAGUUUGGGCGAGGCGAUCAAGACGGUGCGGACAAGGAAAGCAAGCGUCAGUGAGAGCGCACAUGAGAUUGCAGAUUCGUUGAAGGCGCCAGUGUCGCUACGGCUCGUCACCCUCUGUAGCAUUUGGUACGCCACCUCAAUCCUCACCAACACCUCCUCCAAGGCGAUUUUGACGGCCUUCCCGAAACCCAUCACGCUCACCGUGAUACAAUUCCUGCUGGUAUCCUUCUGGUGUGUCUUCCUCUCGUUCGUGGCGCGACACAACAAAACGCUCCGCGAGGCCAUGCCCGUCCUCAAAAACGGCAUCCGACGGCCAAGCAAGGAUCUCCUCCUCGCCACCCUCCCCCUGACCGCCUUCCAAGUCGGCGGUCACAUCCUCAACUCCGACGCCAUGACCAUGAUCCCGGUCUCCCUGGUCCACACGAUCAAGGGACUCUCCCCGCUCAUGACCGUCGUCGCCUACCGCGUCUUCUUCAACAUCAAGCACUCGACCCCGACCUACCUCUCCCUGAUCCCCCUCACGGUGGGCGUGAUCCUCGCCUGCUCCGCCAGCUUCGCGGGCAACCUGCUCGGGCUGACCUACGCCUUCGGCAGCGCGGUGCUCUUCGUGACGCAGAACAUCGUGUCGAAGAAGAUCUUCAACGAAGCCGCCCAGGCCGAGGCCGAGGGCGCGCCCAUCGCCCGCCGCAAGCCCGACAAGCUCAACCUCCUCUGCUACUCCUCCGCCUGCGCCUUCUGCAUCACCUUCCCCAUCUGGCUGUGGUCCGAAGGCUUCGGCAUCGCGGCGGAUUUCGCGCACGACUUCUCCAUCGACCUCCGCGAGCGGCCCGGCUCGCUGGACCACGGCGCGCUGGCGGCGGAGUACAUCUUCAACGGGACCUUCCACUUCGGACAGAGCCUCGUGGCGUUCGUGCUGCUGGGCCUCGUCAGCCCCGUGACGUAUUCCGUCGCGGCCUUGCUCAAGCGCGUCGUCGUCAUCAUGUUCGCGAUCGUGUGGUUCGGGAACCCGAUGACGCGCGUGCAGGGCGCCGGGUUCGCGUUGACUUUCCUGGGCUUGUAUCUGUACGAUCGGACCAGCGAUGCGGCCAAGGCGGAGCGCAGAGCGAAGGCCGCCCUGGCGAACAAGGCGUCGCAUCUCCUGCCGGUGAACUCUCAGGAUGCUGAGAAGAGGUCUGCGGGGGCUGGUUCCAUGAAUGGGGGGGGCAAAGGCGCUGCCGACCAUCCGUGGAAUCAUCAUGGCGGUCACGGACACGUUGUACGAUAGUAACCAUGCCUUCGGCAUAGAUGGAAGACCAUAUUGCUUAAUGAACGGAAUGUUGCUUUGAGGGUUUUCACGUGGAGUCCGAUGAAUUAGAGCUGUAGUGUUCACCAUUUGAGAACAGCUUAUAGUAGAUCAUUGAAUUUUGAGUGAGAAAAGGUGUUUUUGAGUGCUCGAUAACAACUUGUACAAUUUCUAACAAAUUUAGUGAGCAACCAAUACAAAAUCCAUCAUAUCUACAUUUCACUGUCAUCUCAUCCUCCAUUCUUCCAUCUCCAAAGACCGCGGUCUUCUCUCGUCUUUUCUCCUUCUCUCUCUCUCCGGUCACGAAAAGCUUUACAAUUUUGUUCGCGGGGGAAAUAUGGGAUACGU
This is a messenger RNA of Dissoconium aciculare CBS 342.82, 2200 nucleotides long. Its product is annotated as TPT-domain-containing protein. Gene Ontology annotation, molecular function: phosphoenolpyruvate transmembrane transporter activity; antiporter activity. Gene Ontology annotation, biological process: phosphoenolpyruvate transmembrane import into Golgi lumen. The record is from RefSeq and is a predicted model, not a curated record. Gene Ontology annotation, cellular component: endoplasmic reticulum; Golgi apparatus. Lineage: Eukaryota; Fungi; Ascomycota; Dothideomycetes; Mycosphaerellales; Dissoconiaceae. Bases 362 to 1834 code for a protein of 490 amino acids. The transcript has 2 exons.